Molecule: messenger RNA, 1206 nt
Organism: Penicillium manginii
Lineage: Eukaryota; Fungi; Ascomycota; Eurotiomycetes; Eurotiales; Aspergillaceae
Product: S-adenosyl-L-methionine-dependent methyltransferase
Exons: 1
Coding region: 1-1206 (401 amino acids)
Biological process (GO): lipid biosynthetic process
Source: RefSeq, a predicted model, not a curated record
AUGACUAUCAUUAUCGGGUCUAAAGAAUCUCUUCCUCGCACUGGGCUAGCAGCCCUUCUGCCCCAGCUUGACAUCCCGGGAUCAGUCCAGCUACCCAAUGGAACAAUUGUUGCUUUCGGCACCGGAGACCCAAUUUAUAGGGUGAUAUUCCGCUCGGAGUGUGCCCUUCGAACCCCAAUGACCGAACUCAGCCUUGGAAAGGCUUACAUCUCCGGAGACAUUGAAGUGGAGGGAGAUAUCGGCGCUCUAUUCGGAGCACGAAAAAGCAUCACGGAAAAGGUACCCAUACGCCAAAAGGUACAGUUUGUAUAUGACUAUUUCCGAGAGGCGACAAAGAUGAAUGCGAAAGCCAUUGGCGAUCAUUAUACCCGCGGGGAUGACUUCUACCUUACGUUCAUUGACAAGCGGUACCGAUUCUAUUCCCAGGGGCUAUUCAAAACACCAGACGAGACAAUUGAAGAGGCAUCCGAACACAAACUUGAGACUAUGUUCUCUAGUCUUGGUCUUAAGCGUGGGAUGCGAUUGCUUGAUAUUGGAGGUGGAUGGGGUGGGGUGACGCAGUACUGUGGUGCUCGAGGAGUCCAUGUCACAACCCUGACGCUGACAGCAGAUUCUGCACGCUACAUACAGCGUCUAAUAACUGAGAAAAGUCUCCCGGGUGAAGUCUUCCUUCAAGACUUCUUCAACCACAAGCCCGAGAAGCCGUAUGACCACAUUGUCAUUUAUGGAGUCAUCGAACAUAUUCCAAACUAUCGUCGAUUUGCCAGCCACGUUUGGAAAAUGUUAGCCCCGGGAGGCAGAUUGUACCUAGACGGCUCAGCAGCAGUGACAAAGUACAGCCCAAGCGCUUUUACGCGAGACUAUAUCUGGGGUGGCACACAUACAUUUUUCACUCUCCAAGACGUGAUUGGCGAGCUACUCUUCCACGGUUUCGAAAUCAUCGAUGUCGCGCGAGAGACGACAGACUACCAGCGAACAAUGGAGGAAUGGGCAAGGCGGCUAGAUGCAGCAAAAGACGAAAUCAUCUCAGGCUGGGGCGAGGAGACGUACCGUGUUUUCCGCUUGUUCUUGUGGGGUGGAGCGCACGCCUUCAAGUCCAAUACUCUGCAGGCUUACCAUCUUGUCGCUGAACGCACAUCUUCUCCGGGGCCACGUCCUUCGAAGCCUAGGCGUAUGCUAUAUGCCAUAGAGAACAUAUUUCAAUAG